This is a messenger RNA of Haliotis rubra (blacklip abalone), 2639 nucleotides long. RefSeq names its product exostosin-2-like. The record is from RefSeq and is a predicted model, not a curated record. Gene Ontology annotation, cellular component: membrane. Lineage: Eukaryota; Metazoa; Mollusca; Gastropoda; Lepetellida; Haliotidae. Gene Ontology annotation, molecular function: glycosyltransferase activity.
CCGGAAAUACGGAAAUGGUCAGUUCUGAGACGAGUUUGACAUAAACAGAGGAAAUUCCAUAAAGUAUCCCCAUUCAAUCAUGUAAUUUAGUGAUUACCCAUUCAUUUCUGCAUUUUAAAGAUAACAGUAUUAGAGAUCGAAACAUCCUACACCAGCAUGUGGGAACCGGAGGCGCCCCAAACUUCAGUUUCUCAUCAGUCACAUGUUUUUGCUGUGUUCAUGUGUUCUUUUUGCACUGUUCAUGGUAGCGUUUUUGUUCCUGUGGCCAUCUACUAGCUCUAAGGACAGAUCUCUAAACAGAAUAACCCGGAACCUAGAAACCAACGAGGUGGUUCAGAUUGCAUCAGCUGUUAAAAUCAACACCCCAGACAGAGAAACAUCAUGUACAUUUCAUACUUGCUUGGAAGUUUAUCAUUGUGGCUAUAACGAUGACAAUAAACUUACGGUGUACAUAUACCCUAUUAAGAGAUAUGAAGAUGAAAAUGGAAACGAGCUGACGGUUCCAAGGUCUAAAGAAUUCGAGGAAAUAUUACAGGCUGUUGCAGACAGCCCCUACUAUACUGAUGAUCCUGAAACAGCUUGUCUAUUCAUUCCUUCCAUUGAUCUCCUCAAUCAGAACAAUCUACGAUUAGGGGAUGUAAACCGAGUUCUAGCAUCAUUGCCGCACUGGCAAGAUGGCUCCAACCAUCUCCUGUUCAACAUGCUGGCAGGCAGUUCCCCGGACUUCCGCACAGUGCUUGAACUAGCUACUGGGCGGGGCAUCUUGGCAGGAAGUGGCUUCUCAACCUGGUCCUACAGGAGGACCUUCGACAUCUCGGUACCUGUGUACAACCCCCUCAUCUCACACAUAGACCUCCCACAGAAAUCUUACCUAGAGGAAAGACAGUGGCUGAUUGUAUCAUCUCAGAGUGGCCUCCAUAGUGAAUUUCGGGACAUCCUGGACAAGCUGGUGUUGGAGGACAACCGGGUGUUGGUCCUAGACCGCUGUCGGGAUGACAAUAAUACCUGGAACGUCACGAAGCGCUGCACCAGCAACUCCAACUACGACUAUCCUCAAGUGUUACAGGAUGCCACAUUCUGUGUGGUGUUACGAGGAGCUCGGCUGGGGCAGCCUGUUCUCGGUGAUGCAUUGCGGUCCGGCUGCAUCCCCAUCAUCAUCGCCGACGGCUACAUCCUUCCCUUCUCCGAGGUGCUCGACUGGACCAGAAUCGGCAUCACAGUGCGAGAGGAUGACAUCGGGGGUCUCCUGAACAUUGUCAAAGCAUACAGUGUUGAUCGGGUGUAUGAGAUGAGACGGCAGGUGAAGUUCGUCUGGGACAACUACUUCAGCUCCAUGAAGGCCAUCACCAUGACAACACUGGAGAUCAUCAACGACCGCAUCUUCCCGUAUGCCAGUCGCAGCUACGAGUCCUGGAACGACAUACCCAACAAGGAGGCGAUCAACAACCCAUUGUUCCUCCCCCUCACCCCCUCAAAGGCCCAAGGCUUCACAGCUGUCAUCCUCACCUACGACCGACUCGAGUCACUCUUCCAGGUCAUCAAGCAGGUUGCCAAGGUACCUAGUCUGGCCAAGGUCGUCGUUGUCUGGAACAACCAGAAUAAAGCCCCUCCUGCAAUGUCAUCAUGGCCGUACAUUGGCAAACCUGUGAAAGUUGUCCAGACCAAGAAGAAUAAACUGAGCAACAGGUUCUUCCCCUAUGAUGAGAUAGAGACGGAGUGUAUCCUGGCCUUGGAUGAUGACAUUAUCAUGCUGACAGCCGAUGAACUGGAGUUCGGUUAUGAGGUAUGGAGGGUUCCCGAUCGUCUUGUGGGCUUCCCAUCUAAGGUUCACUUGUGGGACAACAGCUACUACUAUAAUGAUAUAAUUUACAGGUCUGUGAUAAAGCUGAUGUUGUUGACAUUGAUGUCAUUCCCUGACUGGCUUUCCUCCCUUUUCCUGCUCCAGUAUUUCAGCUACCUGUAUACCUACUCCAUGCCGGGCAACAUGAAGGUGUGGGUGGAUGAACACAUGAACUGCGAGGACAUCGCCAUCAACUUCCUCAUCGCCAACAUCACCGGCAAGGCUCCCAUGAAGGUGACGCCCAGGAAGAAGUUCAAGUGUCCACAGUGCGUCAACAACGAGAUGUUGUCGGCCGACCUGACUCACAUGGUGGAGAGGUCGGAGUGCAUCAACCAGUUCACCAGCAUCUACCAAUCAAUGCCGCUGAAGAGCGUGGAGUUCCGGGCUGACCCUGUGUUGUACAGAGACAACUUCCCCAGCGUGAUGAAGAGGUUUAAUAACAUAGGGAGCUUAUGAUUGGGGAGGAUAUACAGCGUAUCUAUCACCAUGGUAUCCAUAGUGCUGAGAAGGUUAACAAUACUGGGAAUUAUUAUCAUGGGAAUAUAUAAAUGGCUUCAUUAUAUCCCAAAGUGCUGAUUAAGUGCAACGUUAUCGGGAGUUUGUGACUGGUUAAUUUGAAAGGGUUUAUAUAUCAGUUUUAUCAUUGUGCCGAGGCAUCGGGGUAAAAUAGCCAUUAGUCCAAAACUUUGAAUGCAGAUUUCUACCAAAAUUUAAAUCUUUUUAAGUCAAAACUGAACCCUGGAUUAGUAUGUCCAAAAGUGUCAACCUUGAGGGGCAUCCCAAGUUGGGAGUUAUCAAA